AUCGCUGUCGAGGCGAAUCCUAGAGUGAUGCUUAACGUUCGCUGGCUAAAAGAUGGCGAAUCCCUUACUGAAAUAGCGAUGAACUUUGAUAAGGAAGACUUUUCCAUAAAUGGAUCCUUACUGACCAUCAUCGGUGGCAAACAGAAACUAGAAGGAGAUUACCAGUGUGUUGCGCAAGUGUCUGGAGUUCGACUUUCCAAUCGACAAGUCGUGAAGACCACUCUGGUUUCCGACCCUCUAAAGCUUAGACGGGCACGCAUAACAAAGUUCGAUCAAACCACCAACCAUUACGUACACGUGAAGCAGGGCCAAGUAGCGCGACUUCCAUGUGCUGGGUUACCUGAUGUCGUCCCAGGACCUGCUGAGAUCUGUUUCAUAAAAAGCGAAAUGGAGUCGGAUGGAUGUCUGAGCGACAAAGUUGACUCUAUUUACCUUCCAACAUCAACCGGAAUGCAGAUUUCGGUUGUUCAACCUCACCAUGCUGGUGAAUAUUACUGCGUGGUCCGGAAUGAAUACACAAAACAAACACGAAAAAGCCCGCGUUAUGUCAAGUUAAGGGUCGAUAAGGCAGGAAACGGAACUUUUUUUGGUUCGCCUGAUCCUCCUCAAUUGUUGUUUCCUAGUAAAGAGAAUCGCCCUGAUAAUCCCAUCGUUGUAGACGUCGUCGUUGGUCAGGAUGUCAUACUUGAGUGCGUGUUUGUAGAUGCAAAAGUUAUUUGGAUAAAGGUCGGAGGCAUAACGCCACAGAUAUCGUUGACUGACGACGAAGCGAGGCUUAGACAAAUAUGGGGAAAUCUGAGGAUCCGUCAAGUCACUCAAGAAGACUCUGGAAUCUACUCAUGCCAUGGGCUGUCUCCUUUCGAUGACUCUCCUUCAUUGCAAGAAGACGACCACCCAAAGGUGUACUACACAUUGGUUGUUCAUGCUCCUACUGAUGUUCAUCUUGAAAUGAAUCAAAAUGUGCGCGAUAAGAGUUGGCAGUUAUCGUGCUUUGUGAAGAAUCUCCGUUAUGAAAUUCCUAUGGUUUAUGUUAACGGCACGACGUUGAUUGACGCCAUUGGUCAGAUGGGUGUGGCUUCAUCUACCAACUUUUACAGCAAUCCCGUCAACGCUACCAUCAGAAUUAGAAGCAACUACAGCGGAAGUGUUCAGUGUAUCUCACGGCCGGCUAUGGAUGAGGCAGAGGUCUAUGGUUCUGGUUUAGAGCGAGGUCGUUCGCAUAAUCUCUAUGUGGUUAGCAGUCCCAGUAGCGAUCAUUUAAUUAAACAGGGCCCAGUGAACGUCACUGCCUCUAUUGGUGAUGACGUUGAACUAAUUUGUCUCGUUAUCCAACGUGUUAACUCAAAAUACUGGUUAAAAGACGGGUCAUAUGUGCCAUUUGGUGCUGCUAGGACACAGCGAGUCGGUUCAAACAGUCUAAAAAUCCAUAAAGUGGAGAAGAGAGAUGAAGGAUGGUACACGUGUGUGGUGGUUGGCGAAGGAUCGGAAAAAAGUGAACAGCAAGCGUAUCUCAGUAUUACUGAGCGCGCAACAACACCAUUUUCCGCUUCGACGGAAUUUCACGUUAAUAAAAAGAAAAACGAUUUUGUUACCGUGGAGGAUGUUCGAGGCUUUGUGACGGGCCCGCAUGUCCGAAUUCAGUGGUCAGUUAUUGGAAAAAUGGAAGCAUUAACGUCAAUCGCAGGCUUCAAGAUUGAGCUUCAAACCGAAGGUGCUCUCAACGAUUCGUGGAUCGAAGCAGAUAGCGUGGAUAGUCAUGUACGCGCCACCACAAUCAAAGACCUUGUUCCAAACAAUCGGUAUCAAUUCCGCGUCAAAUUAGUGAAAGAUGAUGGUUCGUCAUUUCUGAGUAACUCUACUAGUUGGAUGACAGUGAAUUUGCCCGUAGGUGACACACUUCCUGUGGAAACUGAGCGUCAUGUUGGGGGAAAUGACACCGAAAUUAUUAUUGAUGGACUGCAAGCAAACGAAACUUACGAAUUCUCUGUUACUGCAGAAAAUCACGCUGGGAAAGGUCCAUCCAGUCCAAGGGUCACUGUCAAUAUGACAACUGCUAAUGGCAAAUUUCUGGACACCUCAUAUCGAAUAUUUAACGAACAGAAGGUGCAUAAAUCUCGGAUAGUUGAUGACACUGUGGAUCUAUACGGCAUUGAUUUAAUGGAUGAACGCUCUCCUCUUAAAGCUAAGCAAGACGAGAACUUUUCAACUACUAGGAAAAAAUUUCAUUUCUCUGGUGUUCUCCCAAAUUUGUACGGCACGGAGGAUAACGCACUGAACAAUGAUUGCGAGGAUCCCACAUAUGAUCCAACUUGUGUGAUCACUGGACUGAUGGCAGCGAUCAAGGAGCCCGAUACGGUGAUAUUUCACGGAACAGUCAAGUAUCAUCAACUGACGUUCAACCAAAAGUACAAAUGCAAACAUUUAAGUCAUCCUAUACGACAUUUCUCACCUCUGAUCCAUGUGGCCGAAGAGGUGAUGCUGUAG
Molecule: messenger RNA, 2484 nt
Organism: Angiostrongylus costaricensis
Lineage: Eukaryota; Metazoa; Nematoda; Chromadorea; Rhabditida; Metastrongylidae
Source: the annotation of a GenBank genome assembly